AUGAUUCGGCGAGCAAAUCCGGGUACACUAAUCAAGCUAGAAGUUGAUGAGGAAGAUAGAUUCAAAUUUAUGUUCCUCUCAUUUGGCGCAAGCAUACAGGGGUUUCCCUUCAUGAGGAAAGUAGUAGUGGUCGACGGUACGUUUUUACAUGGAAAAUACAAAGGUACACUACUACUCGCCACCACGCAAGAUGGAAACUUCAACAUUUUUCCCGUAGCCUUUGCUGUUGUUGAUACUGAGAACGAUGAGUCUUGGGAAUGGUUUUUUACACAACUACACCGUGUUAUUCCUGAUGAUGAAGGACUUGCCAUUAUUUCUGAUAGGCAUAAAUCCAUAGGAAAUGCUAUAGGGAAGGUUUAUCCUCUUGCUAGUCGGGGUAUUUGUACAUAUCAUCUCCAUAAGAACAUUAUGUUGAAAUUCAGAGGCGCUGAAACAUUCAAGCUUGUUAAGAAGGCUGCCACUGCUUAUAGACUUCUCGAGUUCAGUGCCCUUUUUGCUCAGAUUCAAGAGGCAAAUCCUGCACUGCAUGCAUACUUGGUGAAGGCAGAUAUUUGUAUGUGGAGUCGUGUACACUUCCAAGGUGAUAGGUACAAUUUCACCACUAGCAACAUAGCGGAGUCAUUAAACAAGGUGCUAUCUGCUGCAAGAGGUAAGCCUAUCGUACGACUAGUGGAUGAUAUAAGGAGUCUCCUGACCAGGUGGUUUGCUAAAAGACUUGUCAAUGCCAAUAACAUGGCUACCACUCUAACAACGGGCGUUGAGAAGUUGCUGGAGGCUAGAGUUGAAGAUGCUAAACUCUUACCUGUGCAAGAGAUUGAUCAACAUCGUACAGAGGUUUUAGGCACAACAUCUGCACAUGUUGUCAAUUUAACGGAGAAAACAUGUACUUGUCGACGGUUUGAUUUGGAUAAAAUUCCUUGCGUACAUGCCAUAGCCGCCGCCGAUAGGAGGAAGUUGUCGCCGAUCUCUCUUUGCCAUCAUUACUACCACACUAGUUACUUGCAACACGCGUAUGCUGUUAGUGUAAUGCCAAGAGACGUAGCACUCCCUGUGCUAGAUGAAGUAGCUACCAAAAUUUGUCUCUCGCCUGAUGUUCGCAACCGACCCGGCAGGCCAAAGAAAAUUCGGAUUAAGGGUGCGUUCGAGGCCGCCAUGGCGAGUAAACAUCCUCGGAAGAUCCCCAAAUGUGGUAACUGUGGCCAAGGCGGACAUAAUCGCCUAACAUGUCGAGCUUAG
This is a messenger RNA of Eutrema salsugineum, 1236 nucleotides long. RefSeq lists its product as uncharacterized. The record is from RefSeq and is a predicted model, not a curated record. The transcript is spliced from 2 exons. Gene Ontology annotation, molecular function: zinc ion binding. NCBI's taxonomy places the organism in Eukaryota, Viridiplantae, Streptophyta, Magnoliopsida, Brassicales, Brassicaceae. The coding region runs from base 1 to 1236 and encodes 411 amino acids.